AUGAUAAUUGAUAGAUCAAAAAUAAGGACUGCAGAGCUUCCAGAACUCCGAUCGAAUUGUCAUCUGGAAGCUGCAUAUGAAGAAGCCGAUCUUGAUGCCGGUGUCUGUGCACAAGUUGAAGAGACGCUUAGGAACCACUGUAAAUUAAAAGACAAGCUACAAAAGAACCUUAAAAAUAUUCAGGAAGAUAUAAGGUUUGCGGAGGCUGAUAUUAAGAAACUGGAACUUUCGUUGGAUGCAUUGCUGUGCAGUGUAACAGAGGAAGGUAACAGAACUACUGAGCGAAAUAUCCGACGUCUUGAAAAUGAAAUCGAAACAAAAAUGAAGCUCCUUGACACAUUGCACAGGCGUGAAGUGGCUUGUAAAGACAUGCUGAAUAAACCUGAUGGGCCGCUGUGCCAUAAAACGAAGCAGUCAGCGACGCCAAAAGUUAUUCAAGUCACGAGAGGCGUAUGUCGUCCAUCGGUGUAUUUGGACGACGCUGACUUGAACUCUUUCUAUCGUCGAAUUCGUGAUCGUAAAAGCCAGCACACGGAAGAUGUGGAAGAUACAGUGCUAGAAGGUGGUCUUCGGGUUCCUGGCGAAAUUUGGAGUCGUCUAUAUGCCUAUCAACGCGAGGGUGUCAGUUGGCUUUGGGGACUACAUCAACAUGGAGUUGGUGGUAUCCUUGGUGACGAAAUGGGAUUGGGGAAGACCGUCCAGAUAAUUUCUUUCCUUGCAGCUUUGGAUCACUCCAGGCUGCAGAUAUCUGGUAGUAGCUAUGACAUCGCUGUUUCGCGAAUGAAAAAUCCACCUUCGAACCGUGCUUUUGAUGGUUUAGCACCGGUUCUGAUUGUCUGUCCCGGAACAGUUUUAAAACAGUGGCUUGGAGAAUUUCGCACAUGGAUGCCGACUGCUCGUGUUGUCAUUGUCCACUCCACUGGAUCGGGAUACAGUAAUCUCCCCCGUUUGGUUUCUAGUCUCUUCGAGACAUCGGGGAUAGCCUUAACUACUUACGGCACCCUGAUUCAGCAUUCUAGUCUCCUCUUGCCACUCUCCUGGCACUACGUGAUUCUAGACGAAGGUCAUAAGAUCAAGAACCCUCAGGCGGAGAUCACCAUUAUGGCGAAGCAAUUCCUCACCCCACAUCGCCUAAUAGUCUCAGGGACACCGAUGCAGAAUAAUCUGAAGGAGCUGUGGUGCAUCUUUGAUUUUGUGUAUCCAGGCAAGCUGGGUGGCGGAAUGAUGGAUUUCCUUGUAAACUUUGCUGUGCCGAUUACGCAGGGCGGAUAUGCGAAUGCCACACCGCUGGAGGUGGAGACGGCUUAUCGUUGUGCAUGUGCCUUGAAGCGGCUGCUGUCACCGUACCUCUUGCGAAGGCUAAAGACAGAGGUGCGUCUGGAGCUACCCAAGAAGUCUGAACAGGUUCUCUUCUGCCACCUCACUCACUAUCAACGCUGUGUGUACGAGGAGUACCUUAGCUCUCGGAUCUGCCAGAAUAUUAUGCAUGGCAAUGGCCAAGUUUUAGGCGGUUUAGUGGUGCUGAAGAAGCUGUGUAACCAUCCGGAUCUCGUCACCGGUGGUCCGCGACGCUUUGGUAUGCGGCACGGGGAGAGUGAUGAUGAUGAUCAUGAAGAGGGAGACGAGUGGUUCCGAUUUGGAUGCUCUCGGCGCUCCGGGAAGCUAAUGGUUACUUUGGAUCUGUUGGCAUUAUGGUGGGAACAGAAACACAAGGUUCUGCUGUUUACACAGAGUCGCAAGAUGUUGAACAUUCUGGAGCGACACGUUUCUCGUCGUGGCUACACCUAUCUACGUAUGGAUGGUGGUACACCGACGGCCCAACGUCAGCGUCUCGUGGAGGAGUUUAAUUCAACCUCUGCUGUCGAGGGUCCACAGAACAUUUUCCUCUUCCUUCUCACCACAAGGGUGGGAGGUCUGGGUGUAAAUUUGACCGGCGCUGAUCGGGUGCUUAUAUUUGAUCCCGACUGGAAUCCCUCCACAGAUGCGCAAGCCCGAGAGCGCGCGUGGAGAAUCGGACAGGAACGUGAGGUGAUGAUAUAUCGUUUGCUUACCAGCGGGACGAUCGAGGAAAAAGUCUAUCAAAGGCAAAUCUUCAAGCAAUUCCUCGCCAAUCGGGUGCUGAAGAACCCGCGCCAACAACGUUUUUUCAAAGUCAACAGCCUUUGUGAACUAUUUUCCCUCGGGGACGCUCGCCCUUCUGAUGCAAACGGUGGCCAGAGGCCCAAAUCGGUGUCCUUUUUCAAGGCCAUUGGAGUGCCCAAGCAAGCUGUAACGGAGAACCGCUUUGAUCACCUUUUUGCGAGUCAUCCGGUUCACCUUCGGGGUGUCAGCACGUUGGACGAAGAGGAAGUUAAAUCAAAAGUACUGGAAGUGAAGAAAAAAGCAAAGAAGGCGGAAGAAACACCAGCCCAACGUGAGGCACGUUUGAGAGCUCAGGCUCGACGACUAAGCAGACGACUUGUAGAUCACUAUACUCGACUCGGAACCCACGUGGAUGGACGCAGGAUUCGCGGGGUUGAGCGACAGUCCCGAUACGAUGAGGGGGACGCAAGAGGUGGUGAUAAGCAACGUCAAAAAGAGGACUUUGAUCCUUUUGUCGCCUCAGUAAUUUGUGGUGCAAAUGCGGAUGAACGAUCGGCCAUUUUGAAGCGGAAGCGAGAGGAGGUGGAUGAAGAUAUGAAAAUUGAAGCUAAAAGAGUUGCCAAGGCUGCUCUGAAGGCAAUAACAAAGAAGACCGAGAAGAGGAAGAAGAGGACAAUUUCAGUGAUAAAGAAGCGUUUGCGAGGCCUGACCUGUGUUAACCAUGACAAGUUGGUGAACGACUUUCUGUCUGAGAAACGCGUGGAUCCGGCAUUAGAGCGUCUUCAAGCGUCACGAUUAGCCAGUGGCGUUGUCGCCUGGUUGAAAUCUCAGACAGAGCAAAUAGAUGAGAUACCAUGGGUUGCAUUAAAGGCAGUACCUGGCGUAACCUUUGGAUUAGUUAAGAAUCGAUUCCUCUGGUCGCCAAGGGAGGCACGUUGCCCGCUCUAUCUUGCUCACAAACUACAAGGCGAAUCAAGUCCUUUGAGACCAGGAAGCUCUUCAUAUAAUCUGUUCUUCACUGGGCACAAUCGUUUGAGCUCUCGUCUUUUGCUAGAACUUAUCCGUGAGCGUCGUCAUCGAAGUAUGGAACUUUCAACGAACGCUUCGAAGCUUCAUGGAGGAGGUCCAUUAGGCGUGGAAAACCAGGAGAAGGAACUUAGGAAACUGGCUCUUAGCCUUCUUGUUCUUUUUACCGAAGACAAUCCCGCCAUCCCGUCCACCAGCACGAGGACCAUAGCCGAGCGUUUUAAAGAGAUUCUGACUACGAGGAAACAAACUUCGACCGCAAGGGAUGGCGGAUUAACUGGGCGUCAUUUUAGGGCGCUGUUGCGAGCUCUUGCUAAUCCCCCUUUGCAUAGGGUUAGCGGUGGGGAUGAAGAUGGGAUCGAGGUGUGGAUUUUGAAGCCCCAAUUCGUUACUUUGGCAAGGCAGUUGACGUCAGUUCCAAUUUACAGCAGUUUGUGUAAUGCAGGAGACAUACCCUGA
Hydatigera taeniaeformis is the source of this 3567-nucleotide messenger RNA. The record is from the annotation of a GenBank genome assembly. Lineage: Eukaryota; Metazoa; Platyhelminthes; Cestoda; Cyclophyllidea; Taeniidae.